This is a messenger RNA of Ornithorhynchus anatinus (platypus), 678 nucleotides long. RefSeq names its product olfactory receptor 5I1-like. Gene Ontology annotation, cellular component: membrane. Gene Ontology annotation, biological process: sensory perception of smell; G protein-coupled receptor signaling pathway. The record is from RefSeq and is a predicted model, not a curated record. The transcript is spliced from 2 exons. Gene Ontology annotation, molecular function: olfactory receptor activity; odorant binding; G protein-coupled receptor activity. NCBI's taxonomy places the organism in Eukaryota, Metazoa, Chordata, Mammalia, Monotremata, Ornithorhynchidae. Bases 1 to 678 code for a protein of 225 amino acids.
AUGGAUCAGAUGGGAAAUUGGUUCCAGGAAAUAAAAGUCCCAGAAAUGGAGGAGAGAAAUUGCACCAUAGCAUCCCAGUUCAUUUUCUUGGCCAGAAUUGAAGCUCGUUGUGUUUCUGAUGUUUCUCACAAUCUACGUGACCACCCUUGUGGGAAUCUCACUAUGGUAACCUUGAUCGAGAUUAGUCCCCAGCUUCACAGCCCCAUGUAUUUUUUCCUCAGGAACCUAUCUCUCUUAGAUGUGGUCUAUUCCUCUGACAUUGUCCCCAAAGUUCUGAUCAACUAUUUAUUGGAAACUAAGGUCAUUUCAUUUGGUGAGUGUGUGGUACAGUUUUUCUUCCUUUCUCUCUGUGUGAAUACGGAACUGUUCCUUCUAGCCACAAUGGCAUACGACCGGUUCAUAGCCAUCUGUCACCCGUUGCUUUACACGGUCAUGAUGUCUAAGGAAGUCUGUAUUCUUUUGGUAGCCAGUUCAUACCUGCUUUCCUGUGUCAGUGCAAUUGUGCACACUAGCUCUUUAUUCAGCUUGUCAUUUGGAAGCUCCAAUAUCACUGACCAUUUUUUCUGCGACAUUCCUCCCCUCCACACAAUCUCCUGCUCCGACACCUACAUCGCCGACUUGGUCCACGGAGUUGGUGGAGGUGGGCCUGACGUACAUGAAAAACAGGGUCCCGUAUAA